UUAUUUAAAACAACUCUAAAAUUAAACAAAAUAAAAAUGUAAUUAUUGAGCUUUCAAGCCAUGACAAAUGAUCAAGGUUGAAAUAUAAGUGAUGAAUUUAAGGUAAAUAGGGUCAUUUGUUUAAUCAAAAGGUUUAGGUAUGAGAACAAACCCAACCAAUGAUUACAUGCCACAUGUUAAUCAACAACAUCAUAAAAAAAAAAUCAUGGUUAAUUUACAAAAUGAUUCAUUGCUAUUUGCUAAUGUCACUGUCCAGAACUUUUCAUUGAUGUGAGCUCUUUUAAUUUUGUUUAAUGAAUACACCUCAAAUUUCACAUCCUUAACUUCAACAAGAAACAUUUAGUCAAACCUUUGGCUUGGUCUUCUCUUCUUUUCUCUUUGGACCUCUUCAUCCAUUUUCAUGGUUUCUCUUACUAAAUUUAUACCUUAAAUCACACUUUCUUCCUCUGAGGAAACACAAACUAUUUUUUACUCAUAUUCUUGUAGAUUUAAGUAUUCAAAAUAAACUCAUACCAACCCUUUUAGCAGCACAGAAAGAUUUGAUUCUAUGGGGAGGAACACUGAAGAGGAAGUUCCUGAACAAGUAGAAUCCAAGGCCAUGAAGCAAGGUCAUAAAAAGUCUCUUUUUGCUUCAAUUCACAAACCAUCAACAGAAGAUAGUAGGCCAAGAAGCAUGGUUAUUAAGAAAGCGAAUACUGUAAUUCCAUCUCAUAUCAUAGCUGAAGCAAUAUCAACAUUACAUGAUGAUGGCCUUGGUCUUAGGUGGUCAGGUCCAAUUACACCAACAGAAAUGGAAUAUGUUGAGCAAUAUGUCUUAGCAAAGUAUCCACAAUAUGCAGGGCUUGUUGAAGGCGAAAAAUUUGACCUGUCUAGUAUUUGCAUCAACGAUGAGUCUGCUACCGAUCAUGUUGCAGAUGACAAGAGAAAAUCUCCAAGGGGAGCAUCUAGAGAGCCCACCACACCUUCCUCUGGUGGCAACCUUCCCGAGCUAGAUAGGACACAGUUAGCACCAUCAAGAUUGCUCGAUAUCCUCACAACUAAAUCCUCCUUUCCUGGUAGUUUCAUCUCAAUCCCCGAGAUACAAGCUCGAAACAAGGUUUUGAAACACUGCGGUUUGCCUGAUGAAGAGUACCUAGUUCUCUUCACACCAAACUAUGUUGAUUCCAUGAAGUUAGUAGGUGAGAGCUAUCCGUUCUUCAAGAAUAAUACCUACAUGACCAUUUUGGGAGAGGAAGAAGAAGAUUGCAUAAAAGAAUAUGCAAGUUUCAAAGAAUCAAGAGUGAUUUCGGCACCAGUGACUUGGUUGGAUUUGAGGAUAAAAGGGUCACAGCUUAGCCAGUACUUCAGGAAGAAAAGCAAGUACAAGCAAAAGGGGUUGUUCUCUUAUCCUGCUGUUGUAAAUGGGACUCAUUAUUCAUUGCAUUGGGUCUCAGAAGCUCACAGAAAUUCAUGGCAUGUUCUUCUUGAUGCUACUGAACUUGUAAUUGGCAAAGACCACUUGAAUCUAGUCCUCCACAGGCCUGACUUUGUGUUAUGCAGUCUUGACAAUACACCUGCAAUUCCUUCAAGAAUAACUUGCCUCAUGGUCAGGAAGAAGUCUUUUGAUACCAAUCCAGCUUCAUCUCAAGUCAUUGAGUAAACAGUACCUGUAAAUGUAGACUUUGUUUUCUUUAGUCCAAUUAGCAACCAAGUGUGAAAUUGGGCUAAAGGCAUGCUAAUAGUACUGUUGAGUAAGCUUAAAAAAAAAAGACAUUUUGUUUCUAAUUACCAUUUUAAAAAAGAUAGCAUGGAAAGAUCUCAGGUUUGCAGUCCCAAAA
Cannabis sativa is the source of this 1817-nucleotide messenger RNA. RefSeq lists its product as uncharacterized. NCBI's taxonomy places the organism in Eukaryota, Viridiplantae, Streptophyta, Magnoliopsida, Rosales, Cannabaceae. The transcript is spliced from 3 exons. The record is from RefSeq and is a predicted model, not a curated record. Bases 548 to 1639 code for a protein of 363 amino acids.